UUUGCCCAACAAAUCCAACAUCCUUACGUCAACUAAUAAUACAAACAGUUACAAAGUACUGCUCAAAACAGGACAACCAGCUACCAAACACUACAACACUAGUACAAAGUUUCUUCAUAAACGGUACUGACACACCCAACUCAUCAUUACUAAAAGGAUUAAUCCCAGAGAAUAUCCAGACUAUCAUGUCAAUUCACAAUAAAACAUUUAUCAAAAUCUUACACAAGAUAUCUAUUAACAUAUAUAAACAGAUAUGGCUUGAACGCUGCAAAGGUAUACACCAAAAUAGACCUCUUACUAAUAUAUUCAUUGCUAUAACCCUCACCCACCCCACUACACAGUCUAUUAGUACCACUAAAUAUAAUACC
This is a messenger RNA of Racocetra persica, 368 nucleotides long. Lineage: Eukaryota; Fungi; Glomeromycota; Glomeromycetes; Diversisporales; Gigasporaceae. The record is from the annotation of a GenBank genome assembly.